Molecule: messenger RNA, 1988 nt
Organism: Strongylocentrotus purpuratus (purple sea urchin)
Lineage: Eukaryota; Metazoa; Echinodermata; Echinoidea; Camarodonta; Strongylocentrotidae
Product: tubulin polyglutamylase TTLL6
Exons: 12
Coding region: 25-1575 (516 amino acids)
Biological process (GO): protein modification process
Source: RefSeq, a predicted model, not a curated record
UCUUGCUUUCAUUAAUUUACCCAGAUGUAUCACAACCCCAGCAUGGUGAAGCCAAAGAGGCGUGGUCUACCACCCCAUGUCCUGUACGUCUUGGCAUCGGCCCUAGGCCUAGGCCUCCUAGUCAUCAUGUGGAAUGUCUACCAGCUCAAGGCAAUGCAGGAGGCCCACUUCAUUGGGCACGGCCCGUACCCAGGUGCCCAGGUAGCAGAGGCUUCGGGAGGGACUGUGGAUAGUUACAGGCGGCCAGUGGUGUGGAUACACGCAAAACAUGUGAAUUCCGGAUACUUGAAGCAUGUAAUGGCUGUUUUUGAGAGGGCAGGGUAUAUCCGUGGUGAUGCACAGUCCAGCUGGGAUGUACUCUGGGCCCAUGACUAUCCUUUCAAAGAACUCUCUGCUGUCAUGGCAACGCUCAAGCCCUAUCAGAAGGUCAACCAUUUCCCAGGGACAGGGUACAUUACCAAUAAAGUUUAUCUGGCGACCUCUGACAUUGCAUACAUUCCAAAAGCAUUUCAGAUGCCAAAUCAGAGAGAUGCGUUCUUACUAGAGACAAAACAGAAUCGAGACACACUAUGGGUUCAGAAAAGCAGUUCACAUCGGGGCAUCAAAGUCAAGUCAGUUGAAGAACUGGACCUUUAUGCCCCAAACACCUUCAUCCAGCAAUACAUCUCCAAUCCUUACCUCAUCGAUGGCAAGAAAUUUGAUCUGGGAUUCUAUGUCACUCUGACCUCUGUUGACCCCUUACGUGUCUAUGUACUCCAUGAUGAGAUGCUUGUACGAUUCUGUCCUACGGUAUACAACCCCAUUGACUUUGCAGAUGUCAAUAAGUAUGUCGUCGGUGAUGAUUACACUCCAGUAUGGAAGAUGCCAUCACUACAGAAGUAUUAUCAGGAAUAUAAUUACAACUUUAUGGAAACCAUGAAUGCAUACUGGAGAUCAAAAGGUAACGACCCAGAACAUGUAUACAGACAGAUUAAUGAAGCCAUUCGUGGAGUGUUUGUCAGCAAGUAUCCACAACUUGUAAGUUCUUUGCAGAGGCAUGAAAACAAACGUGUCUUCUUUGAAUUGAUGAGAUUUGACUUUGUACUGGACGAAGAACUGAAUGUCUUUCUAAUGGAGGUUAACAUGUCUCCUAAUCUAUCAUCAGCUCAUUUCACAGACAAUAUCCACCUUUAUGAGAGAGUGGUGUAUAAUGUUCUCAGUGUCAAUGGUGUAGCAAGGAAUGUGCCUUUUAGCUUGAAAAACAGUGAUUCUAAAGAGAGGGGGAUGCAAGUGAGUAUGAAGGAAAUCCUUGUGAAGUCGGACCUUUGCAGCUCGAAAUCAUGCAGCACCUGCGAACAAGAGGAAUGCCGAAUCUGUUACAAAUGUUUGCAACCACCUCAGAAGAUGAUGCUCCAGGACGCUUUCCUUGAACACAAUAAUAGACGGAGUAUGAGGAGAGUUUAUCCAGAAGCUAUCACACAUGAGCAAGCAAAGAACUACGACAUUUCAUCGGAUGGAAGCCUUCAUGAGAAUGAUCAGAUUAUGAGGGAGUGGUUUGCAGCAAAGUGUGCCCAAGAUCUAUCAUAUUGUCAGUGAUGAAUGCUUGACGAAGAGCUGAUCGCAGGACAUGAUGUAAUAUGUAUCAAGACACAUCUUCAAAGGACAGUCUAUGCAUCAUGGAGAAGGUGUAUCUUUUCGUGGAAAGGUCAUUGCUCAAUGUGCCUCUUGAAACAUGAUGAAGGUGAAUCAAUUCAGCUGCUUUCAAGACAAAAUCCAACAAGAAAUUUUUAUGCCAUGACGGCAGAAAAGGCCAUAAUUUUUUAUUUACAUGCACCUCAAUUUUAAGCGCACUAGAAACAAAAGAGAUAGCUCUUCAUGUGAUAGAGUUGUCUCAAAGGGUAGUGCAUGUAAAGUCAUUGCCUAAAGGAUCUGGGUGGCUUCUGUAUUAAAGCAUAUGGGUAUGAAAGAAUUCAGUAGUCAUUGGGUUAAAAAAUAACAUAAUAACUGAU